GACACCCGCCUUGGCUCGUGGAAGGGGCGGAGCCGGGAUCUCACCCGGUCUUAGAGGAGACGGAAGCUCCGACUGAGUGCGGGGCGGACGAUACUUACUGCUGACCCCGUGCUACUUGGGCGGCGGCUCCGGAUCCCGGAGGUCCAGUGGGCAGCUCCCCAGAUGUGGAGAUCGGUGCUUGGAGAAGGAAGGCAGCUGCCCAAGGGCCCCACAGCAGGUCGGUGGGUGAGCCAGGGCUAGAACCCACACCUGCAGGCACAGCUGCCACCUGUCUGUGAAGGCGCUCCGAGGGCAACACACUCACCUCCUCCAUUUGCCAGCAUCAGCCAUGAACUACGUGGGGCAGCUGGCAGGGACAGUGUUGGGAACGAUGAAGGACAUAUACCGAGGUCUGAACCCGGCCACGCUGAGUGGUGGCAUUGACAUCCUGGUGGUGGAGCAGGCGGACGGCUCCUUCCGAUGCUCACCCUUCCACGUGCGCUUUGGCAAGCUGGGCGUCCUGCGGUCUCGGGAGAAGGUGGUAGACAUCGAGAUCAACGGGGAGCCUGUGGACUUGCACAUGAAGCUGGGGGACAGCGGGGAGGCCUUCUUCGUUCAGGAGCUGGAGAGUGAUGAGGAACACGUGCCUCCCCGUCUGUGCACAUCACCCAUCCCUGGCGGGGACCUGUCCGGGUUCCCCUCAGACUCCCAGCUGAGCACAGCCAGUGAGCCCGAGGCCAUCGCUGAGGGGGUGUCCUCCACGGGGCGGAAGAAGAGGCUCCGCAGGAGGAAACCCAGGAGGAAAGAGGACGCGGUCGCAGCCAGUUCUAGUUCGGAGGAGCUGGAGACUGGCGCUGAGAGUGAGCUGUCCCUGCUGGAAAAGCCAAGGCUAGAGCCCUCAGGGUGUGUGCGGACCAGCCCCCUCAGCAGCACCCAGUCAGAAGGGGAGUCCUCACCGCAAGCCAGAGACUUCUACCCCUACUCUGAUGGCGAGUGGGGCCCCCAGGCCAGCCUUCCGCCAGGUGGGUGCACGUCCCCCAAGAGUGACUCGGAGCUGGAGCUGCGGACCCCUGAGCCCGGCCCCCCAGGAGCUGAGUCCCACAUACAGUGGGCCUGGGGGAGGCUGCCGAAGGUGGCCAAAGCAGAGUGGCCUGAGUCCUUGAAGGUCGCUGAUGGCAGGGCCGGGCCAGCCUCUCCUCUUCAGGGAGAGCCCAGCGCUCCCUCCACGUCUGUGGCUGGUGCGGACCCUUCGGGAACCCUGAUCCUGCAAGCAGGGGCUGGUGCCGACCUUCCUCCUACAGACAUGGACCCUCCUGCUCUGGUGGGCUCCCCUCUCCCUACUCCCAAGAGAAAGCAGACCAAGCCUCAGAGCCGCAGGGAGGCAGGCCUGCCCCCUCCCUCGAAAUCCCGGAGCUGGGCCACCCUAGAGGGCCCCGUUGCCGCCAGGCAGCCAGAGGGGGGCCCCGGGGGCAAAGGCCCCCUGAAGAGAAGCCAGCACCUGGGCCCCAGUGACAUCUAUCUGGACGACUUGCCCUCUCUGGAUUCUGAGAAUGCAGCCCUUUACUUCCCCCGCAGUAACUGUGGACUGGGGCCCAGGAGGUGGAGUGAACCCAACAACCAGAAGCCCUUGGGUGACCCCAGCCCCGAACGGGAGCCAGAACCCACUCCGGACGUGGUGGCUAUGAUCGCAGUCUCCCUCUGUGGCGGGCUGGCUGACGGCCGGGACAUUUCCCUGGAGAAGUUCAACCAGCACAUCGUCUCCUACCAGGACCUCGUCCAAAACCCUGGCCUCCUUGAGCACCCAAACCUGGUGGUGAAAAUCAAUGAGAAGCAUUAUAACUGGGCUGUGGCCGCCCCCAUGAUCCUCUCCCUGCAAGCCUUCCAGAGGAACUUGCCCAAGAGCACCGUGGACAAACUGGAGAAGGAGAAGAUGCCCCGGAAGGGUGGGCGGUGGUGGUUUUCCUGGCGACGCCGGGACUUCCCAGCCGAGGAGCGCGGUGCCCAGACGGAGAAAACCAUGGCCAGGGAGCAGCAGGGGGAGAAGACUGAUGUCCUGAGUAGUGAGGAUGAAGCCCCGGAGAGCCCUGUGAUCCUGGAGGCCCCCUCUCUGCCGCCCUCGCCUCCCGCCUACACUCCCACCUACAAGAAGUCCCUCCGGCUCUCCUCCAAUCAGAUCCGGCGCCUGAACUUGCAAGAAGGUGCCAAUGACGUGGUCUUCAGUGUGACCACCCAGUACCAGGGCACCUGCCGGUGCAGGGCCACCAUCUAUCUGUGGAAGUGGGACGACAAGGUGGUCAUCUCGGACAUCGACGGGACCAUUACCAAGUCGGAUGCUCUGGGCCACAUUCUGCCCCAGCUGGGGAAAGACUGGACACACCAGGGCAUCACCAGUCUCUACCACAAAAUCCACCUAAACGGGUACAAGUUCCUGUACUGCUCAGCACGGGCCAUUGGCAUGGCUGACCUCACCAAGGCCUACCUGCAGUGGGUGAGCGAGCGGGGCUGCGGCCUCCCCAAGGGCCCCAUCCUGCUGUCUCCCAGCAGCCUCUUCUCCGCCCUCCACAGGGAGGUGAUUGAGAAGAAACCAGAGGUGUUCAAAAUUGCCUGCCUGAGUGACAUCCGGAAGCUGUUCCUGCCCAACGAACAGCCCUUCUAUGCUGCCUUUGGGAACAGGCCCAACGAUGUCACUGCCUACCGGCAGGUGGGACUCCCUGAAUCUCGCAUCUUCACAGUCAACCCCCGGGGAGAGCUCAUCCAGGAGCUCAUGAAGAACCACAAAUCCACGUAUGAACGGCUGGGCGAGGUGGUUGAGCUCCUCUUCCCACCUGUGGCCCGUGGCCCCAGCACAGACCUGGCCCAUCCUGAAUACAGCAGCUUCUGCUACUGGCGGGAGCCCCUGAUGACUGUGGACCUCGAUGCCCUGCCCUGAACCAGCCCCCGCUGCCCCCUCCUCCCUGGCCAGACCCAGAACUGACUGGGAGUCCCGGGGAGUGGGAGGUUGGAAGCUGGCUGCCACAGGGCAGGUCCACUGAAGGGCGGGGGAGGGGCUGAGGGCUUGUUGGCAGACACAGAGGCCAUCUCUCCUCGCUAUCCUAUCUCCUGCCUUCCCCAGCUGAUCUGUGGAAGGCGGGCCAGCUGCCCCAGGCUCUUAACUGCCCUGUGGCAAUUAAAUGAUGGUGACCUGGGCCCUUGCGGGAUUCUCCAUGCCCUUGACAUCCCUGUCCCUGUCACCCCAGCACACUGCCUUGACCCCUGAUAGGACAGGGAGAAGACAAAGACCUGUGAGGCUCAAGACCCGUCUACACAGGAAGGGGCUGGCGGCAGUGGUGGGGCGUGGCCAAGCAGCGUCUGGACGGCAUGGACCAUACCCUCUGAAGCCAGACCCUUGCACAACCCCGGGCCCUUCCCACAGCUCUUGAGCCGGACCUCACUGCUCUCCCUUGUCCUCCAGGAUCUCAGCACACCCCAACCCUGGGAGCUCAGACAUCAAGGAACGGGGAUUCCAGAGCAGUGGGAGGGCUGAAGGUGUGUGGCUCCCCACAGGCCUCGCCCGUACCCAGCUGCUAUUCCCGCUCCUCUGAGCACUUCCCCGAGGACAUGGUCCCAAACCCUGCCAGGGCGGGGGGUGGGGGCGGUGACCUGCCCUCCUGCCCUAGACUUGGCCAGUCCAUCCAGCGCCCACAGAGCUGCUGAGCGAGCUCCUGCCUGAGGGGCUGUAGGAAGCCGGGCUGGCAGCCCACUGCAGCCUUCCAGCCUAGUGUCCUUGGGGAAGAAAAUACCUUUAGACGGGCUAAAAGCUUUAAUCCAGGCCUGCCCUCCCCCAACAGCACCACAGUGGAGGGAAGAAACCAGAAGGCAGGGGUAUAGAGACCUGGAACAUAGCACAGGAAGGCCUAUGUGGCUGUGGGGAAACUGAGGCCAGGAGCCUCAGCAGAGAUGGGCAUCAGGGUCUCUGGGAGCUCUGCAGGCCGCAUGAACACUGUUUUCAGGUUGUCUCUUGAUGGUGUCGGACCUGAGUUUCUCACCACUUAGUGAACACCCAGGUGGGACUGGGGUUCUGCUCAGAUGCUGCAAACUGAGGCCUGGAGCCCUUUUUCUCCCCUGGCUUUCUGUUCAGAGUCUGGCCUCGUUUUAGACCAUGACAUCUACUCUCUGGAGAAAGGCCCUAACCUGGGGGGGAGGGUGGGCAGGAUUCCCCCCCAAAAUGGAAAGGAGAGGAGGCUGUGGGGACCAGAGGCCCUGAAGCAUCUCCGGGAAAGAGAAGGAAAAGGAUAAAUUGACGUGGGUCUCGAAACAGAUGGUCUGGGGCCGGUCCUUUUCUCAGGGAAUGUACAGCUGCCUAAGAAAGCCCUCACCCGAGAGGAGGGUCAAAAGGAAUAAAAAGAACUCUCAGCUGAG
Molecule: messenger RNA, 4377 nt
Organism: Lutra lutra (Eurasian river otter)
Lineage: Eukaryota; Metazoa; Chordata; Mammalia; Carnivora; Mustelidae
Gene: LPIN3
Product: lipin 3
Exons: 21
Coding region: 329-2908 (859 amino acids)
Biological process (GO): triglyceride biosynthetic process; cellular response to insulin stimulus; fatty acid catabolic process
Cellular component (GO): nucleus
Molecular function (GO): transcription coactivator activity; phosphatidate phosphatase activity
Source: RefSeq, a predicted model, not a curated record